AUGUCACGUAACUAUAAAAAUUACCCGAGGGAUUUACGAAGUAAGCUCAAUGCUUCUUCACACCAUCGGAAGCGAAAGUCUGAACAUGUCCCGCGGAUGGAUGACGCCCCGAAACGAAGACGAACGAGGGAAGACAAGGGUAAUGUGACUCGGCCUAUCAGCUUCAAAGAGUUGGAAAAAAUCAGCAGAGAAUCAUCACCAGCCUUAAAGCUCAUCAGUAAAGCGGAAAGGUUCGAGGCGCUGUUGGCUUCAGAGAAGUUAAGCAACGAGGAAUCGAACCCAGAGUUUCUAAAGCUGGUUAUUUGUGCUUUUCAUCUUCUAUGCUCAGCAAACAACCUCAUCGCCGAGAACGCUGACAGGAUUUUACGUUCUCCCACUGCGAAGAAUUUCAUUGCAGGGACGGUUUUAUCGAGUUUUAUCAACGAAAUGCCUCAUGCUAACCAUUGGAAAGACGAAAAUGAUCGUCUUUGCACAGUGGGUAAUCUCACGGAAAUUUUUGUCGCAUUUCUUCAGAAAUUUGGCAAAGAUCUUGUUUACAAGCUACCACUGGCACAGCUUAACACGUCGUUGAAGGAGCUGAAAGAGAUGAACCUGGUCCAAGAUAUCGAUCAUCUUGACGAGAAGAUCCAGCAAUUGGAAGAAUUGAGAAAUGAAGCAAUUCGUUGUGCAAAGUUUGCAAAUGAUCAGAAGUCACAAGGUGAACCACCAGAAAACUUCAGAGAGUUAAGCGUCAUCCCUCAAGUAGAAGAUUUAAUUUCCAGACCCUUCCUUCGCGAAAACAUCACCGACAGAAGGUUUAAAGACUUGGACCACUAUUUAGAUGUACAGUUUCGUCUCCUGAGGGAGGACUUUGUGAAACCUCUUCGUGAUGGAAUACAUCAACUGAAAAAGAGCAGUGCCCUGGAACCUAAUCAUGACUACAAACUUAAACGCGCCAAUGAAAUUCAUGUUUAUCAUGACGUCACCAUCCAGUUUCCCGUGUGUGGCAGAAAAAGCCGACUUUACAAAAUCAGGUUUGACUCAUCUCAUCAAAAAGUAGCGCAAGUGAACUGGGAGCGAACUAAACGACUGAAGUACGGAACACUGCUUUGUCUUUCGGCAGACGACUUUAAUACGUUACUAUUCGCUACGGUGGAAAAUCCAGAUUCCAAGGAACUUAAAGACGGACUAUUGGAGGUACGUUUCGGGAACGUUAGCUCGGAGGAAGUGAACCAGUUUGUCGAGGAAAAGCAGAUCUUUGUCAUGAUAGAGUCUCCAGCCUAUUUUGAAUCUUACAGACACGUGCUUGAAGCUCUCAAGGAGAUAAACUCAGAGUUUCCUUUCCAGAGGCAGAUUGUGGAGUGCUGCGGGGAUGUCGAGCCACCUGAGUAUCAAAUGCAGGAAGAAUACGACAGCAAGUUCAAGUUUCAUUUUGAUGGCGUCUUAGAUGCAAAAAGGGAGGUAUAUUCAGAACCUCUUGAGUUGGCUGAACAGCAAAAUUCCCCAUCUGCCAUGGAAAUUGUGCCGAAUGCCUCGGCGGGUGUGGAAAUACCUAUGGAGAACGAGAUUCCUUCAACUGUACAAGAGGGUAAGUGUACCCCAAACGACCAAUGUUGGCCAGACAAGGAAAGUCUUGGGCUCAAUGAAUCGCAGAUGCGCGCAUUCAAAAUGGCGCUGACCAAAAGGUUAGCCGUAAUUCAAGGACCGCCAGGGACUGGAAAGACAUAUGUGGGUUGGAAGAUUGCACGUGUUCUUUUACAAACCCUCUCUCUCUGGGAGGAUGCGAAGGAACGGACACCAAUCUUAAUGGUGUCCUAUACAAAUCACGCCUUGGACCAGUUUCUGGAAGGAGUCCUGUCAACAACGAAAAGUAAGAUGUGUUUGAUUUUUUUGUUAUUAUCAUUAUUAUUAUUAUUAUUAUUAUUAUUAUUGAAGCCAGUGGCGAUCAAUAUAAACUCUACCUUCCCUAGAAAAAAGAAUCCAGAUUUACGGCAAAUGAUAAAUAUUAUGUCCUGCAUUGUAGAAGUAAGGAUGGUUCUUUUUUGAGAACAUCGUGAUCCACUGAACAGUUUUCCAUUGUUGUCGCCAACUAAUUUGUGAAAGUUAAGUCCCAGCAAUGAGUCUCCAUCGAGUUUAAAUUUUAAAUUCUUUUAAAAGAAUUAUUGUUUUAUCUAGUUACUCAGCAAAUACCUUAAAUAAAGCUGACUAAGUUUUUUCUGUGUCAUUUUUAGAUGUCAUUCGUGUUGGUGGCCGUAAAAUUAGCGGAAAACUUGAAAAUUAUUCCUUGAAGAACCAUCGUAGGGAAAUGCGUUGGAAAAAAGUGGUUCCAGAUGAAAUUUACAGAGCCAGAUUAAAGACUGGAGAAGACACUGUGAAGCAAAAGUUCUUCUCCGAAAGGUCUUUCGAUAUUUUACGAAGUUUGAGAACCAGUGUGGUGUCCAUGAAAGUCCUUGGUCAUCAUGAUUAUGCGCUGAAAGCACAUUACUCCCAACUUAGUGAAGCUGGACCGGAAUCAAUUGACGAAGCUCUUCUCGACUGGCUACGAAUUCAAAGGCGAGAUGAACGUAAACAAGAAUUCCCUCUCCUUGGCGAUUUGGAGGGGGAAGCGUAUGGUUAUGGCUAUGGUGCAGCUUUUGACAACGAGCCUUUUGAUGACAAAGACCUCAACCACAUCGCUCAUGAAAUAGCAAUCCUCUCGCCUGAAGACGCCACCAACCCUGAGGAGGUGAAACGAAAUAUUUUAAGUGAAGGGCUCAUGACAGGAGACGAGGAGAUGUAUCUUGAUGAUAUUUACCGGUUGAACACAAAAGAUCGCUGGAGACUUUACAGGCUGUGGAGAAAGAGGGCAGAGGAACAUCAUGAAAAGCUCUUCAAAACGAGGCAAGGCGAGUAUGAUCAAGCUGUAGAAAGAAAGCAGGAGAUCGCUAGAAUGGAAGAAUACGAAAUUCUUUGCAAAGCAUGUGUCAUUGGCAUGACGACCACGUGUGCCGCAAAAUACCGCAGCAUUCUCAAGGAGAUCCGCCCCAGGAUCGUCAUAGUCGAAGAAGCCGCUGAAGUACUGGAGGCUCACAUCAUUGCGUCAUUGACCCCGGGCUGUCAGCAUUUGAUUUUAAUCGGUGACCAUAAGCAGCUGAGACCCACCCCCGCAGUCUAUGAUUUAGCCAAGAGGUACAAGUUGGAUGUGUCCUUGUUUGAGCGAAUGGUGAAUGUUGGAAUUCAGUGUGAGAUGCUAAACGUGCAGCAUCGUAUGAGACCUGAAAUUGCCACCUUGAUGAAACACAUUUAUGACGAUCUUGAAAAUCAUGAGUCGGUGGAGAAAUAUGAAGAUAUCAAAGGAAUGAAGAAGAACAUGUUCUUUAUCAACCACAAAUAUAUAGAAGAGUCUGGUAAUCAGUCGCACAGCCAUGUCAAUGAGCACGAAGCCAAGUUUUUGGUCGCGCUAUGUCGAUAUUUAUUACAGCAAGGAUACAAAGCCGAUCAAAUUACCCUGCUGACAACCUACACGGGACAGAUGUACGCCAUUAGAGACUGCCUUCAAGAAGAAGAUGCCAUCAGAGAAUCUCUUAAGGCUGAAAACGAUCCAUCCGUCGGAUGUGUGCGUGUGACAACAGUUGACAACUUCCAAGGUGAAGAAAACGACAUCAUCCUUCUGUCGCUCGUGCGCAGUAACAAAGAUGAGAAAGUCGGAUUCAUCAAGAUUGUCAACCGGGCAUGCGUUGCUCUCUCGCGUGCAAGGAAAGGUUUCUACUGCAUUGGAAAUUUUGGCCUUCUCUCAAAACACAGUGACAUUUGGAAGAAGAUUGUUACAGAUUUGAAGGCUAGUGGCAGUAUUGGAAACGUCUUGCCCGUCGUUUGUCAAAUCCACAACGAUGAAAUCAGCGUUAAAACAGCAGAAGAUUUUAACACAAAAGUUCCCAAGGGAGGGUGUCAACGACCAUGUGCAGUACGCCUGAAAUGCGGUCAUGCGUGCACGUUGGAAUGUCAUCCUUGUGAUAGAGAUCACGUGGAAUUUCGCUGUCAAAAGCCCUGUAGAAAUAAAAGGGCAAGAUGUGACCAUACGUGCCCAAAGCGUUGCUGGGAGGUCUGUGAGCAAAAUUGUGAAAUAAAAGUUGAGAAACAGUUGCCAAUCUGUGGUCACACUAUGCUGGUAAGAUGCGACACUAAUCCCGAGAGGAUUAAAUGCCAAAAACGGUGUGAGAAGGACCUUCCAUGUGGUCAUAGGUGUCAAAGAAAAUGCAGAGAAAGCUGCACCAAGAAAUGCCACGAGAUUGUCAAGAAAACCGAUUGGCUUUGUGGACAUCUCGCCUCUAUCGCCUGCUCGGCAACUCCUGCUGAUUGUUCUCAUCCUUGUGAAGCCACGUUGGAAUGUGGUCACACGUGCUCUGGUACUUGUGGCGAGUGUCGCAUGGGUCGUAUUCACAAGCGAUGCAAAGAGCAUUGUGGUCGUGUUCUGAUUUGUUCCCAUUCGUGCAUGUCGUAUUGUAAAGAGUCGUGUCCGCCGUGUAGCGCAAAGUGUGAAAACCUGUGCGGGCACAGUGAAUGCCCAGAAAAGUGUGGAGAGCCGUGUACACCUUGUCACGAGGAAUGUCUUUGGAAGUGUCCUCAUCACGCUUGUACCAAGAAGUGCAGUGAGAUGUGUGAUAGACUAAGAUGUAACGAACCAUGCAACCAAGUAUUGUCUUGUGGCCACGAUUGCUGUGGUUUGUGCAAAGAAGAGUGCAUUUGUGCUGAGUGCACCCCAGUAAGAGAGAUUUUCUUCGGGGAGGAGGAAAACGAAUCUGCUCGGUUCAUCAAGCUUCCAGACUGCCAGCAUGUCUUUGAAGUAACUGGCCUGGAUAGGUAUGAAGUAACAGUAUGCUUUAAAUAUAAGAGAAAGCAAUAGGAUUAUACCUAUCAUCCACGCACUUAGGUAUACAUUCUUUGACUUAUCAAGGCAACAACCAGGAAAAGGUUACGUAUGUCUCCCUCUUUUGUUCGGAGAGAAAUUUCAUAGUUCGACUUUGGUGCUGAUAGUAGCCUUGAAGUAGAGGUUGGAAGGGAGAGGGUGGGGUCGUGUUAUUUUUAUUACCAUUAUUGCAUAUAAUACUGAUUGACACCGAAUGAUUGGAAAAACUUGGGCGCAUAUCGAGACAGGUUUUUGCGAGUUUCACACUGGCCACCGGGAAAGCUUGCAUGACUUUCCUGUCUUUUGGCUCUCUAAACGUUCUCCGUGUAAUUUCUGUGUCAUUCUUUUCGUGACUUGCGGAGAGAAGAGACAUUACAAAGGGUGGAGAAUGUCUCUCUUAAAUAUGUUUAAAUGAGGCUAUGUAAACACGAGAACGAUCUCCAUUAAAGAUGUUUGAAAAGAUAUGCAGGUAAACGUCUUAACAGUGUCUACAUACGGGCUCUCAUCUUAACACACUUAUCGAUCAGCGAGGGUGCACACUGUUUCUAGGCUAGUUCAAAUUGCCAGUCUUCUUCUCAUGUGAUUUUACAUUAAACGGGACAUGUCGCUGUGCAGAGCUGUGCAGGAUAUUAGUGCGAGUCACUUUUAGUGAUGCCUAAUUUUUCUUCUUGUUCAAAGCUGGAUGGACCAAAAUGAUGGUGUGAUUAAGCGAAAGCAGUGUCCGCGGUGUAAUACGCCAGUCCGCAAGAGCCUGCGAUACGGAAAUGUCAUCAAACAGCAGCGACAAGACAUCGAGCGAGUGAAAAGAGAAUUGAUGGGAAACAAGACGGAAUUGGAAAAGAAGAAAAGAAGCCUGUUCUUUCGUGCCUGUGAGAUGUUACAGACGGUUGACCAAAGUGUCAAAGCAUACUUGGAAAAACGAAAAAACAGCAUAAUGAAAACAACAAAGUCUGAGAUGAAAGCCGCAAUCAUUGAAAACCAGCUGAUGUUGAUACAGCGUUUGGACUCGACAGGAAAGAAAAUGCAAAGCGUUCUAGGAACGGUGUCUCCAGAGGACUGCUCUGAAAAGAAGUUACAGCGUAAGUUGAGAUUUUAACACCAAAGCAUUUUAAGUAUUUGAUCAAUGAGCUCACUGUAUUUAUGAGAAUCCAAGCUCUGCAAUUUCACUAAACUUGACAUGCAGCUUCCAAAAAGCUUACCAAGUUCGUCUGUAUUAUCAACAGACCAGCGAUUAACCGAGGAGCUUGGCUACCUAAAGAAGCGGCUUCUGUCUGACAGGGUAGGGCAUCUAGAGCUACAAGACAUAAACACCGAAUUCUCGAGACUCAAUCUUCAACUGGAGCUGUAUUCGCUGAACCGUGACAUCAGGAGCCUGGAAGUGGAAUUAGACGAACCUUCCCGCCAAAUGAUGACUGCAAUACAAAAGGAACUGUCCGGCGGUCAGCGCAUAGCAGACGAAGAACUGGAUAAACUAGUGAAUGACAUUGCAACUAUACGGUUUGUUUUAAACCCUAGAGGGAAAUGUCCUCAAACAGUAACAUUUCGACUCAAAAAAUGACUUUCCCUUGCAGAAAGUAAUUUUGUAAGGAUCGCUUGAGCUUAAUGACUGAAAAGUUUUUAAAGAUGUUCAGCGAUACUCAAACCUUGAUGUGCUCCACGACAUAAGUAGUAUUAAAAAGAGAGUGAGCUUAUUGAAUCGACUUCUGCAUUUUGGUAAUUUUUGUUAAGGUAUCAUCAGACUCAGUGUAACUCAUGCCUAGCCUUCAUCGUGAAGAUAGAAAAGCUUUUCCAAAAGAGUGUGUCUGAACUGAUUUUCAAAGAAACUUAUGGUGGCUGGUUAUUUUAGUUACGCAGUUAUUUUGCUCAAAGUGAGAUACUAUUAUGGGACUUGAGACUGAAAAAUUGUUUCUUGUCUAGGACAUCCAAUCCCCGAUUUAAAAAAUUGACGCCAGAAGAAAAAGAACAGAUCGUGACUGCCAUGAACCUUAAACCCGGUCAUUGGUUCAAAUGUCCCCAGGGACAUAUCUACGUCAUUACCGAGUGUGGCGGCGCUAUGGAGAAAAGCAAGUGUCCUGAUUGCGGAGCUGUGAUUGGUGGAGAAAAUCACGAUCUUGUAGGAGACAACCAAUUAGCGUCUGAGAUGGAUGGUGCAAAGUACCCUGCCUGGUCUGAACAUGCAAACUUAGCUAACUAUGGAAACUUAGAUGAAAUAGUGUGACUUUUUCGUUACUAGAGCUCACUUAGAUUGAGUGUCGUUCGAAGAAAACCACGUUUAUCAUAACAGCCAUUCAGCAGUGUAGAAAAAUUUUAGAAGCCAGCGAGAAUAUAAAUGAAAAGCGCGGGAAAACGAGUGACUACGUCGUGACCGAUUUUAGUUUUGCAUUUGAUUGGUUAAGAAGUUGGCUCGAGUUUUCUAAAGCAAUCAAAGAGCGAAGUAAGGCAAAAGCAAUGUAGUCCCUGAUCACAUCUGACACUCAUUGAAAUUUUGUCAAGAUGAAUAAUCCACAAAACUAUUAUAUUGCUUUGAUUUAUAGCUUUUGAUGGUGAUAGGCAAAUUAAUUAUUUUUCCUGACGGCAAUAUUUCAGUGAAACAUUCUUUUGGUAACUUGCAAGGAAUAUUUUAUGACUUGAUUCCAAAGUUCAUCUUAUAUUGACCGUAGGUAACAAAACUUUAUAGGAAUAACGUGUAAUAGCCUGUUAUUCCAAUCUUUUUCUCUCUUUUUUUUCUACAAUAAUCAAGACACAGUGAUUUAAAGAUAAGAGCUUAGACACGAAUAGUCCAUAGAACUCAUUAUUAGAAAAGCUAUAUGAUAAACAGCUGUAACAAUAGCGUGACCGGAAGUGAGAGGGGGGCAUAAGUGCCCUGUCAUCCGUUGUCAGAUGAUUUUUUUUUUUUACAAUCAAUAAUUUAAAAAUAAAAAAAUUCAGGUAAAAUGCAUGGCUGGAUGUGUCAGGUGGGGCGGCUCUCUGUGUGGAGAGACAGUUCUCACCCAUCCCCCCCCCUUUAUAAAUGUUAACUAUGCCUCUUUCUGGGGUAAACGUCUCUUUAGUGCAUGUUUAAA
Pocillopora meandrina is the source of this 7926-nucleotide messenger RNA. The record is from the annotation of a GenBank genome assembly. NCBI's taxonomy places the organism in Eukaryota, Metazoa, Cnidaria, Anthozoa, Scleractinia, Pocilloporidae.